AAACAUAUAAAAAUCUCUCUCUCUCUAAAUUUUAUCUUUCUCUCUCUACAUGUCAAGCACCCACUGCACGCCUUCCCCUCCAUCUCGGAAGGUUGAAAGAUAAAUGUCAUCUUUCUCCCACUAAGCUUCACUUCAUGCUUCAAUAGUUGACCCCCCCGCCGUCCCACUUUCGCUUCUGCAUGUUCUCCGGCGUUUGGGUCCGACUUCGUGCCGGAAUCCGGCGGUUUCACUUUUUUUUUCUCGCUGGAAUCUGACACGGAGACCUAUUGACGCAUGCACAGUUUGCUAUGGUGGCGGUGCUGUGAUUUUCUCUCUCUUUGUUUUUUCUGUCUUUUUCUUUGCAAUUUUGUUUCUCGAUCUGGUUGUGGUGUUUACGAGGAUGGGUUGUGCUGGAUCAUCACAGAAAAGCUCUGAAGGAACUGUAAAAAAGCUAAGGAAACCAAAACCAUGGAAACACACUCAGUCCAUAACAAGGAUGCAGCUCAGGCAGAUGCGUGAUGAGUUCUGGGAUACUGCUCCCCAUUAUGGUGGCCAGAAAGAGAUUUGGGAUGCACUUCGAGCUGCAGCCGAAGCCGAUAUGAGCCUUGCCCAAGCAAUUGUAGAUAGUGCAGGUGUCAUCGUUACAAGUGCUGACAUGUCCACAUGCUAUGAUGAAAGGGCUAUAAAUCCCUCUGCACUUACUGGAUACUUAGCUGGGAUUGAAACUCUCAAUGGAUCUAAUUUAUCUGAUUGGAAGCAAAAGAUUGAGAGCACUCUAAGUAUUUUGGAUCUUGAUUUAUCCUUGCAUGAAGAUGAACCUCCUGAGCACAACCAUGAGAGCAAUGAAUAG
Messenger RNA from Amborella trichopoda, 829 nucleotides. NCBI's taxonomy places the organism in Eukaryota, Viridiplantae, Streptophyta, Magnoliopsida, Amborellales, Amborellaceae. The record is from RefSeq and is a predicted model, not a curated record.